Molecule: messenger RNA, 9281 nt
Organism: Hypanus sabinus (Atlantic stingray)
Lineage: Eukaryota; Metazoa; Chordata; Chondrichthyes; Myliobatiformes; Dasyatidae
Product: putative protein MSS51 homolog, mitochondrial
Exons: 6
Coding region: 78-1382 (434 amino acids)
Source: RefSeq, a predicted model, not a curated record
UCUAUUUUUAAUUGGGUUAUUUGAGUUUCUUGCUUUGUGGCUGCCUAUAAGCAGACAAAUGUCAGGGUGUUUAAUUUAUGCGUUCUUUGAUAAUAAAUGUCCUUUGCUUUGAACCGAUUGCUUUUCACAGGGUUACUGAGGAGGAUAACACCAUGUCACACCAAGUCAUAGAGCCACCUAGCUCCAGCCAGAAAGCAGGUGCCUCCUGUGCUGGCGAUGUCUACACAGAUACACUUGGCUUUGCUGCCAUGGAUUCCAAUGUUCCAGGACUCUCGAAGGUUAUCCUUCAGAAGUUAAAUAUGCAAGACUAUAAAGAUUACAGAGCUGCUUUGGAGGGAAGAAAAUCUGUCUCGGAUUUCGGUAUCCGUACUUACCAGGAGAUGUUUCAAAAGAUGGAGGAUACCUUCAAAUUCUGUGCAGAGUGCAAGAAGCUUCCGGAAGCGCUGCUGGACCAAAAAGGUCUCCGACGCUGCAAAAGAUGCCAAAAUGUUUACUACUGCGGGAAGGAGUGCCAGCGAGUUAGUUGGCCACUGCACAAGAAGUUCUGCAAGAAACUGAAAUGGGCAGCAAUAGACCGGCUGCUGGAGUGGCUGGUUUUCACAGGUGACAUCCCUUUCCCCAGCAAAGACUGGACGAGAGCAGUUAGUGAGGUGAAAGGCUGGAAUGAUUGGUUCUUGAUGCAGGAGGACCUCGAUGCCAAGCUGGGUUCGGUUUUGCACUGCAAGCACAUGGAUAUACUGUGGGCAAACGCCGGGAAACCAAGGCCCGAUGACGACGAGCUCUUGGAAUCCAUCAGACGGGUGACCACUGACUUUCAGACCAGGCCGGUGACAAUUGGAUUUUCUCUCCACAGCUUCGGCAUCGACCCAUUAGAAAAACCCCUCGCCAUUCACGUCAUUGGGGCCUCUCAUACCGAGACCCUCCACGCCAGGCUGAAAGACUACGAUGAGCUUGCUCAUAUGUUCCCAGGCAAUGAGGGCAUUGAGGUGGUCAUGAUUGGGCCUGAGGUGGUAGCUGGUCCUACCAUAAGGCCACCCUUGCAGACCUAUGCUGGCAGGAGACGAGUAUACAUGAGUGGGUGGAAAGGCCUGUACCACGAGUACUGGGAGACCAUGGUGGAGUCGGAACGAGCUGCCCGGCCCGACUUGGUGAUAGGUUUUCAUCCAGGGUUCCAUGCUUCACAAGGCUUGACAGAAGGCUGGCUGCCAACGCUCCUGCUGCUGAGAGACUACAAGAUCCCUGCUGUCUUUACCAUGUAUAGCGCUCUGCAUUCUCUGAGAGGAUUCCGGGAGACAGAGGCAGUGUGCAGGAACCUCACGGCGGGCAGGCUGCAAGCCGAUGUUCGACUCCAUUUCGCCGAUCAAAGCAGUGAGGGAGAUUGAAGCAUCCAAGGUGAAAGCAGAAGGUGAGAACCAGUUGCCUGCCUUUUGAUCACUGGUGGGGUUGCUCUGCUUCCGGAGAGGGGAGACUGCCUUUCGAUCACCGGUGGGAUCGCUCUGCUAGACUUGGACUAUGGACUUUUUCAGCCCCUUACAGUUUUUUAUAUUCUGUGUUUUUCACCCGAUUUCUCUAAUUUUUGUGUGUGUGUGCCGGGGAGGGAAUUUGGGGGUCGAUCUGCUUGUUCUGUUUUUGUUCACAUUUUUGUGCAGGGAGAGUGUAUUUGGGGGUUGAUGAUCGUGCUAUCAUUCUUGGUUUUGUGGCUAUCUGGAGAAGAAGGAUUUCAGAGUUGUGUACUUUGAUGGUAAAUGAACCUUUGAACCUCAUUCAAAGUUCAAAGUACAUUUAUUACCCAAGUAUGUGUACAUUAUACAACCUUGAACUUUGCUUGCAGGCAGCCACAAAACAAAGAAACUUCAAAAGAACCCAUUAAAGAAGGAAAGCAGUCAAGCACUGUGCGCGGAGAGGGAGAGAAAAAAUAAAUCGUGCAUAGAAUAAAAGCAGAACUGAAGUUUUAUGAAAGACAUGAAGCCAGGCAUCACUACAACCGGAGCAGGCCACAGCGUCGGUUCGUUGCAAAGCGGAUAAACAUUACGAGACCACAGACACAAAGCCAGGCAUCGCUGUAGCCAGAGCAUCAGGGCAGCGUGGAGCUAAGUGGAACCAGCCCUCGCGUGGCUUCCUGACCUUUCCGAUCUGGCCCUGUGCUUCAGUUGUCCAAACUGGCCAUUCCUUGUUCUCGGACUGCUCUGGUGUCCGAACCCCACUGCCACAACUUGGCCCAUACCUGAUCUUUUCAAUUUGGCCCAGCUCUUUAAUCAAUCAGACGUCGGGACAUUCUUCGCUCUGGAGAGUGCCACGACUCUGCCUUGACCCCUGUCUCCAGCUUCGCUUGCCUCAACCAUGCCUCCCCUGUGCCCCCACUCACCUCCGCUUCCCUCAACCUUUUCUCGCCUGCGCCCCCGCCUUCACUGCUGCUUGCCUCUCCAUUGUUAGCAUUGAUUGUUAUCAAUAAAAUAUUAUUAAUAAGGUAUUUAGUAGUUUUCUUUGUUUUGUUUUUUGCAGCCGAUAGGUAGUUGCUGGGCAACACCGGCGCCAUCUUAAAUUUUGCUGAAUAGUUGUGAUGUUGGCUUGAUCAUGUGAUCUGUUAAACCUGGUAUUCUCAUUGGUUACUUGGACAAUGUGGUGGUUGGGUGUAGUUUUAAUGUUUUCAAUGACAUGUUAACUAGACUAGAGGUGAAAUGUUUAAGAGGAACAUGAGGGGGAUCUUCGUCCUCAGAGAGUGGUGAGCUGAGCUGCCAGGAAGUGGUGGAUAGUUGUUUGUUUUCAACAUUUAAGAGUACAGUACAUGGAUGGGAGGGUAUGGAGGGCUAUGGUCCAGGUGCAGGUUGAUGGGACUGGGCAGAUUAAUAGUUUGGCACAGACUAGAUGGGCUGAAGGGACUUGUUCUGCGACUCGACGUUAGCUGCUGGAAUUUAGUUGAUCUUUCUUUCCUAAUAUUAAAACAGGCAGCAUUAUUCACAUGCACAUUAACAGAGUUUAUUAUUUUGUACAUAUUUGCAGCUGAACCAAAAAUGAUCUGAAGUCACUUUGAACUUCAAAGGAGUUGUAACUGAGCCACAGGUAUGGGUGGGUGGGGGGCUGUGAUUGUGCAUUAAAGAUAUCAUUAAGUUAAUAAAGAUCAAUAAUUGGAAACAGAACCAGUAAAUCUCUAACCAGGCUCAUUAUUUCCUGGCUUUCCUAGUCGAGCAUUGCUGUUAGGUGAUGGGUAAUGUGGUUUGAUACUAGCCUCUAAACCUGAACUUGUGUUCCCCCCACCCCUGUGAAUGGAGCACAGAAACCUGAUGCCCCUGUGCGGUUCUGCUGGGUGAAAUAUUAACUGCUUUCUCGACAAGGUGGAAGUUUAUGGUUGUAUGGGGAAAUUCCAUAAGACUGGGACUGUGUGAAAAGCAAAAGCAAGGUAAGAUGUUACUGAGGGUUAAUUGAAACACAUAAAGGGGAGGGGUACAUAUGACUGGAGGGAAAUUAAUGUUGAGGUGGGGAGAAGGCUGACAGAUGUGUUGUCCAAACACACAGCAGAAUUUAUAGUCGUUGUCUUUAGUGUGCAAUAGGUCAGACAGGUUAAGCUAAGCAAGGUCGUGAUCUGCUCUGACUCUGCCUCGAUAGAAUUUGGAAUCGAAGAGUUCAAGACCUGAUCUGUAGACAGAAAUGUAUUAUAAUCUAUAUGUUUGGAGAGUGCGAGAAUACGUAGAACAAAACAUGGAAAUUUACAGCACAUGACAGGCCCUUCGGCCCAUAAUGUUGUGCUGACCAUGUAACCUACUCUAGAGUCUGCCUACAAUUUCCCUAGUGCAUAGCCCUCUAUUUUUCUAAGUUCCAUGUACCUAUCUCAGAGGCUCUUAAAAGGCUCUAUUGUAUUUGAUUCCGUCACCACUGCUGGCAGCCCAUUCCACACACUCACCACUUUGUGUGAAAAAUUUACCCCUGACAUCCCCUCAGUACCUAUUUCCAAGCACUUUAGAACUAUGGCCCCUCGUAUUACCCAUUUCAGCUCUGGGAAAACUCCUCUGGCUAUCCACACAAUCAAUACCCCUUAUCAUCUUAUAAACCUCUAUCAGGUCACCUCUCAUCCUCUACUGCUCCAAGAAGAAAAGGCCAAGUACACUCGACCUAUUCUUAUAAAGUACGCCCUCCAAUCCAGGCAACAUCCUUGUAAAUCUCCUCUGCACUCUCUUUAUAGUAUCCACAUCCUUCCUGUAGUGAGAUGACCAGAACCAAGCACAGUACCCCAAGUGGGGUCUGACCAAGGUCUAUAUAGCUGUAACAUUACAUCACGGCUCUUGAACUCACUCCCGUGGUCGAUGAAGACCAACACACUGUACACCUUCUUAACAACACUGUCAACCUGCGCAGCAGCUUUGUGUGUUCUAUCGACACGGACCCCAAGAUCUCUCAGAUCCUCCACACUGCCAAGAAUCUUACCUUUUAUAUUAUAUUCUGUCUUCAAAUUUGACCUACCAAAAUGAACCACUUCAUAUUUACCUGGAUUAAAGUCCAUCUGCCACUUCUCAGUCCAGUUCUGCAUCCUAUUGAUGUCCCACUGUACCCUCUGAUAACUCUCCAGAUGAUCCACAAUACUCCAAACCUUCGUGUCAUCAGCAAACUUAGUAACCCACCCUUCUACUUCUUCAUUCAGGUCAUUUAUGAAAAUCACAGAGGAGGGGUCCCAGAACAGAUCCCUGCAGAACACCACGGGUCACCGACCUCCAUGCAGAAUACAAACCACCUUCAACCACCCUUUUCCUACAAGCCAAUUCUGGAUCCAAAAAGCAAGGUCUCCUUGAAUCCCAUGCCUCCUUGCUUUCUGAAGGAGAUUUGAAGGGGGAAUCUUUUCAAGUGUCUUACUGAAAUCCACAUACACUACAUCCACUGCUUUGCCUUCAUCAAUGUGUUUUGUUACAUCAUCAAAGAAUUCAAUCAGGCUUGUAAGGCACAACCUGCUCUUGACAAAGUCAUGCUGACUGUUCCUAAAAGUAGUACAGUUCUGUUGGGUACCUUCACGUGAGGGUGUUGGGUAAUGAAAGGGCAGAUGUUAUAGUAAAACAGGCACUUACCAAGUCUGAAGUUGAUAUAAUAGCCAAUAUGGGAAAGUAUGAAGCCAAAUCUUGUAUUAGCUUGGCUGGGACUGAGAAAUAGCAGAAAUUGUGGAAUAGGAGUGGGACGGAGAGGUGGUUUUACAGUUUGUAUCCAUCAGUCCGGGGAGGCUCCUUUUGGGAAGGAAUAGGAAGGGAGAGGUGUGGUUGGCGAGAUUGAGCUUUGGAGAUAUGGGUUUGCACUCCGCUUUGGCACUUGUUGGUAAACAUGGGAACAAUAAUGUGUAAUUUUGUAAGGUCCCAGAGAUGUGAUUGUGAUGUGCCACAGAUCUUCGUUAGAAUGUGGGAAGCUACAAACUAGGGGUGAUAUUCUGGCACCUGAGGGAGGGAUGGUUAAAUCAUGUGGGCCCUAAUGAACAUUUUAAUUAAAACAGGUUUGGGAGGUAGGAACUGGUUCCCUGUUAUAGCUCCCUUUAUACUCAUUUACAGCAGGUAAUGAACCUUCCUGAUAGGUGCAAGCCACCACUAGCACAAAAGAAUACGAAGAAGGGAAGAUAUUCUUCCUUUGUCCUGGAGAGGGGGUGAGAGCAGUGGUGGAUAAAAUGGAUAAGAUGUGGUUAAGGGCUUUCUCCACUAUGGCAGAGGAGAAGCCAUUUUUCAAGAGCACCUGUGCAGAGUCUGCUGAUUCUAUUGUAUUUCUUUGUUCUGCUGUGAAUGUCUGAAAGAAAAUGAAUCUCAUUUAAUGACAUAUACGUACUUUGACAAUAAAUUUACUUUGAAAAGAUAAAGAUCAGCUUUAUUUGUCAAGUACAUCAAAACAUUGAGUGAAAUGCAUCAUUUGUGUCGAGGAGGUGCUGGGGGAUGCCCGCAAGUGUGACCAUUUUCCAGUGCCAAUGCAACGUGCCCACAACUCCCUAACCUAAACUCGUACAUCUUUGGAACGUGGGAGAAAGCCAGUGCACCUGGAGAACUGCUACGAGAUCACUGGGAGAAUGUCGUAAAUCCUUACAACCGUGGAAACUGAGCCUGAUCUUACAGCUGGUGUAACGCGUUAUGCUAACCACUAUGCUCUCGUGCUGCCCUGCUAAAAGUUCUUCAAGAUUUUAGAUUCAAUUUUAUUUACCCACGUACAUCGAAGCAUGCAGUGAGGUGCAUUGUUAGCGUCAACGUAGCGUGCCCACGAUGCUCGGCAGACUGACACAGAGCAUAACGAGCAACAAUAACAGGAAGUCAAACCCCAUUCCUCCGUCCCACCCACCCACGUACACAGUCCUCCAAGCCUGGGACCGGCUGUAUCCAGCCUCCUGUGGCUGGGCCGCAGACUCACAGAUACUGGCCCUUUGACUUCCCCGGUGGAUUCUCUGAGCAAGUGCUGUACAGGAGGGAUUAGGAGAACGGAAUGUGAUGUUUUCUGUAUUUAACUGGGCAUAAUGGUAGCAUAACAGUUAGCACAAUGCUAUUACUGCUUGGGGCAUUUUGGUGUUCGAUUCUGGUGCCAUCAGUAAGCAGUUUGUACGUUCUCUCCAUGUGAGCAGUGUGGGUUUCCUCUGACUACUUCGGUUUCCUCGCACGGACCAAACAUGUACCGAUUAGUAGGUUAAUUGGUCAUUGUAAAUUGUCCUGUGAUUGGGUUAGGGUUAAAUAGGGGAGUUGCCGGGCCAGAACGGCCUACUCUGCUCUGUAUCUCUAAAUAAAUAAAUAAAAUAAUGGAUUUUGAUCAUUAGAGAUGGGAAAGUCUUUCAUCUUUUGUGUGUCAUUUCAACUAAUUUCUGACCACUCACUGUUUAAGUCAUGAGCCUGUCUUUGCACAGAUUUCAACGCUGUGGAUACAAACAGUUCUUAAUCCCUUCAGCUUUGUUCAUCAAUGAAAUCUGAUCAAAAACUUUUGUUCCACAAGAUCCAAAUAAUCAAUUAUCCUCUUAAAAUCAUCCUCUUCCCACCCACUUGCCUUCCCCUCACCUAUCACCUGCCAGCUUGUCUGCCUUCCUCUCUUCCACCUUCUUAUGCUGGCUUCUUCCUCCUGCCUUUCCAGUCCUGAUGUAGGAUUUCAUCCCGCAACGUCGAUUGUUUAUUCCUCUCCAUGGACCUGUUGAGUUCCUCCAGAGUUUUGUGUGUGUGUUGCUCUUCAAAUGGCAUUGUUUUGCAUGGAUUUUGCAGGUUAGGUCAGGUCUAGGCUGGAGGUGCAGUUACCUGGGUUGAGUAUGAGGAUAUCCGAAGGGAUUGUUAAUUGGUGGGUCCUCGGGUGGCUGUAGCAGCCGAUCCGGGAUCCAUAUAUUCUGGCGCAGUAUGAGCAAGAGUAAAGGCUGAUAUAUAUUUGUGAGUUGCAUCUAAGCCAUAGAGUAUCCUAGGCCGUACCUAUGCCAUAGGGUGAUGUGCACCUCCCCAAAAAAGUAAAUGUUGCGGCGACGCGGACCGCUACAACUGUGAUUGGUCUGCUUGGUGGCAUCGCAUUUCCGGUUGCUUCUUCUCCACCAUGUCUGUACACUGAUGCGAAAUAUAUGAACCAAAUGGUUAAAUCUACCUGCCAACAUGCGAGUACGUUUGAAGUGCAUUUCCUCGUCCAUGUCUCUCACGAAGAAACUCAACACAGUGGCACAGAAACCCCACAGCCAACUAGCGUUUUGGCGCACAAUGCCAACAGCGUAGAGCCUACACAGAAGUGAAAAUCAGGGCUACGGUGUAGCCUGUACGCACAAGUAUAAAUCAGCCUUGAGUCUCAACUUUAGUAGCUGCUGCUCGUUCUCCGUUUUACAGUGGAAGGUGCUCUUACGUAGAGCAGUUCCCUCGAACAGAUUUCCUCCAGGAGAUCCACUGAGUGCAUUGUCUUCCCAGGUUUUAGAAACGCUGGUUACAUCUGCUGGUAGGGGUAUGUGAUUCUUGACAGGAAAUGAUGCAUGGUUUAAAAGGGCAGGCAGUGAUCCUGGUUGCUCUUUCAACACAAAUGUAACAGAUCCUUUGGGGCUAUUGUCAAAGUGUUCUCCCAAGGUUAUCUCUCAGCUACAACACGCAUCUAGUCACUAUCACAUUGUUGUUUGUGGGAACAUGUUAUGUACAAAUUGGCUGCUGCGUUUUGUAGAACCAUGAGCACAGUUUAGAAGAGCCUCAGUUCAUCACAGAACUAGUGAGACCACAGUUGUCACUGGAGCAGGCCACAGUCUCGGUUCAGUGCGGAGCUGAGUAGGCAUCACAGAGCGGUGAGCAGAACCAGCCCUCAUCUUGGAUACCCUGACCUUUCAGUUCUGGCCCAGUGCUUAAAUCAUCCAAGUAUCAGGUUGUUCCUUGCUCUCAGAAGGAUCUGACCCCCACCACCGUGAUUCGGCCUGUACCCGACACUUCCAAUCGCGCCCGGCGUUUAAAUCGAUCAGACAUUGGGAUUUCCCUUGCCCUCAGGGGUGCCACAACUCUGCCCUGACCCUGCUUUGACCUCACCUCCUCCUUCGCUUGCUUUGACCUUGCCUUCCCUGCAUCCCACUUCACUUCUCCUGACCAUUUCUUGCCUGCGCCUCUCCAUUUUUAGUGUUGAUCAUUAUUCAUAAAAUGCUUAGUAUUUUCUUUGAGUUUUUUUGCUGCAAUAAGUGGUCACUGGGCAUCACCCACACCAUCUGAAACCAGUUUACCUUUUGGCACUCCAGCUGUACAGGUUAGUAGCUAAUGGCUUAAUGGGUGUAAUUGGGUGGCACAAGCUCAUUGGGCCCGAAGAGCCUGUUACUAAACUGUAUCUCUAAAAUAAAAGCAAUAAAACUUCUGUCGUAAAAAUAAAUAUUUUCGAUAAAUAUUCAGCUUCUGAAUUGAGUAGAAUUCGUUCCUGUCUAGGAAUUGUAAAUUUGCUUUAACUUGCUGUGUCCCAAGUUCACCCCUGACCUCCGGUGCCAACUGUGUGAAGUUUGCACAUUCUCAUUGUGUUGGUGUGGGAUUCCUUCAGGUGCUUUAUUUUCUUCCCACAUUCCAAGAUGUGCGGUUGGUGGGUUAAUUGCCCCCAGUGUAGGUAAAUGGUGGGGCGUGGUAUUGAUAGAUCUCAAGAGACUAGGAGGGAAUUUAGGUUACAGUGGACACCUUAGGCACAACGGGUCACAUCACUGCCUCCUAUGUCAAAAGGAAAUGAGUAAAGAAAAUGAAUUUUAGAAUUUGCUAGGAUGCUGCCUGGAUUAGAGAGCAUGUCUCCUGAGGAUAGGUUGAGAGGGCUAGGGCUUGUCCCUCUGGAGUGAAGGAGGAGGAGAGGUGACUUGAUAGAGGUGUACAAGAUUAUAAGAA